This is a messenger RNA of Pocillopora meandrina, 2910 nucleotides long. Lineage: Eukaryota; Metazoa; Cnidaria; Anthozoa; Scleractinia; Pocilloporidae. The record is from the annotation of a GenBank genome assembly.
GAUAUUUUGUAAGCCAUGUGGUUAACUAGAAUCUUAUGCAAGCGACAUAUACCUGGAAGGAUUUAUGGCGGGUAAUUAUACUUUCAUUAACGUGUUUGUUCGGAGAAUAUAACUCUAAUCAACUAUCUGCUGCUCUCUGAAAACUGUAGACCAUCAAUGAUUGUGAUCAAACUUAAUUAAUUUUGAGUCAUCCAUCGGCAAGGAAGGGAUAAGGGCCUAUUUGAAAAAUUUGAUCAAGGAAUAACACACAAAAAUGAUUUGGAAAAUGGUUUUGUGGUUGUGUAGUACUUUGUUGUUAAAACGCAGCAAGAUGAUACGAUCGAAAUGUUAGCAUUUUACAUGUGCACUGUAGAUGGCGGUGGUGGUGGUGGUGGGGGGGCGUCGUUGGUUGGGGUGGUAGGGAUAUGGAAAGCAGUACAUUUAAGAACCUGUGAUAUUGUUUUGGGAGUUUUUGGAAAUUGUUAACAAUCAGUUCAUUUUGAAAGGUAAUGUUACAAGCAUGGAGUGACUAAUUCUGGAAUUUUGGUCUUUUUGCUUGUGGUAUGCACAAUUUAAAGUGGCUCUGUAUGUGCAAGGUUUUGUGAAGCCCUGAUACUCUCUGUGGAAUAAGUGACAGCUGUCAUUGAAUGGAAGCCAUCAUGAGGUCAUGCAGAGCUUGACAGCUAAUUCCUACAAGUCUGUCAUGGAAAAUUAUUAGCUGUGAUGUAAUUGGCUGUCAGACUCUGGCACAAUCCAAAGUGACAAAAAAACUACUGAGUAUUACAGGCAGAAAAACUAACCAAUCACUUAUGGCAAACCAGACUAAUGACAUUGGAUUGACAAAACUUCUGUUUACAAGGUUUUUUAAAACAUCAGCUACUGUCUCUGAAAACAGUUCUUUACAGUAUUACCUUCAUUCUACAGUGUAUAUUUUCAACUGUUAUAGCUGUACUUCCAUAAUGAAAAUAUAACAGUUACCAAGGUACAGGUUAUUAAUUGCCUUUGCUAUGCGAAGAUUAAUGGCAGUGGAAGAUGUGAGGGUCUUUAAAGACAUGGUGAAAGAAUUAAUGUUAAUUUCCUCAUUUUGUUAAAUGUACUUUUCAGGAAGUACCGUCUUGUGAAAAGGGAAACACCAACCAUCAGGCGAACUAAAGUGAAAAAUGAAUUGAGAUUACAAAGAAAUGAGAGUCUUCUGGCAGUUCCCUAUUUGACACAGGUAGGUUUAAAAGUACCAAGUUUUAAAUCACAAGUUUAAGUAGUCCUCAGAGUUGUCAUUAAAAGCUGGUGUGUGGCUGCAAACCCACUGGCUGUCAUGAUACUUUAAGCUGGCUACUUCUUGAUUUUUGAUGAAAGACAGAAAAUAAGUAUCUUUGACAAGGUAACUUGUUAUUCUCAAGUGAGUUGAUAACAUAAGUUGGCCACUGCUAAGAGUCUCAAAGCUGGCAUUUCAGGCAUUAGUUCUUCAUACUAGUAUUCUAUUUGGUGCAUUUGGAUAAUAGAUAGAUUAUUACAACCUUUUUUAACCCUCUGAAAUAUUAUAUGUGUUUCCUUAGAUCUCCACAUCAUGACUGACAAUGCCUUAACAAGCAAUUUGCAUAAUACAUUGUGUCUAUUGCAUGAUGCAUUAUGAGAAGGCACAGUAGGAACUAAGAAUUUGUAGAACAUAUUUCCAUUUUUUAAAUUUUGAAAAGGUUAAGAAAAAUUAUUGUUUUCUAUUUUUCUAUUUUCUGAUAUAGGCACAAGAAUUUGAACAUGCUUGGGAAAGGAAACAAGAAGAACAGAGGAUGUUUAAUGAAGCUUGGCAAAAACACAAAACCAAAAAACUGAAGAAUGUGUAUGCCUUCGGACCUCUAAGUCAAGGGAAAAAGGAAAACAUUAUGGAACACUUAAAUGCAACAAGAACUAAACAUGAAUGAUUAAGAUUUUUAAACAUCUGUCACUCUACAUUCAUAAAAUGUCAUCAUUGCAAGUCAGUGGAUACCAUCAGAACUACCAGUACAUGUGCAUGCAGACUUGACAUUGGUGUCUAUCAGUACUAGUGCUUGGGUCAAAAAUAGUGAAGGAAGCAUUGCAUUCUACUUAGGAUUUCACAUAGUCAUAGGAAAAGCACAGCACAAGUACUAUAUUACAAUUUUAAAAUUUUAGCAAUGUUAAUUUUGUAAAUUUUCAAAGUUUAUAAUUGUAGAAUUCACAUGAUGUAAGUGGUGAGUUUUACACACAACUUUAAGCAAAAAUUUACCUUUUCACUCCCAAGAUCUGAUUGUUAAUUCUCCCCUCCAGCUGCUACUCAUUUCCUUGUAAAUUGGUUAUAAGAAUGUGGUGUAAGAUCAAGUUGACAACUUUCACCAGAUAAGUUUGAGUAUUCUCAUGACCACUAUCAUCACUAAAGAGAUAGGGCUCACUCACUCACAUUAUGAAAAAAAGUCAGAAAAGGGGAUAUUAAUCCUUAAAGCUUGAAUUUAUGUUUUGGAUAGCAUCAUUGUUUGGUUGGAUUAUGUUUGAAGGAAUUUUAAUGUUAAUGGAUAUUGUGGUCAAUUAACUCAAGAACAAAAAUUCGUUCAUUAGUCCAGCGUAAACUUUUAGAGGGCUUUGUGUAAUGACUUUGUUUUAGGUGCCAAAUGCACUCAACCACCAUAAGUUGGUGAACUAAAUAUGUUCCCAGAAUUUAAUGUGAUGAGCUCUGGUUAAAGCCAGUGCCAAGGAAACUUUGUUUGCACAUUAACAGAGAACAUGCGUCAAAGAAACUUUUGGAAUUAAAUGUCUUGGUGUAAAAAUUUGUUUAUUUACUUACCUUGGUUGUUUAUCUUAAAAGCUUUCAAAAGUCAAUGGCAGUGAGGGGAACUAAACCAAAAGUUUAGGUUACCUUAGAGGAAUGGUUCGACACUGAUGAUUGGCUCAGAAACAAUUUUGAACAAUAAAUUGGCAGCAGGC